Molecule: messenger RNA, 4859 nt
Organism: Chenopodium quinoa (quinoa)
Lineage: Eukaryota; Viridiplantae; Streptophyta; Magnoliopsida; Caryophyllales; Amaranthaceae
Product: putative disease resistance protein RGA3
Exons: 2
Coding region: 1929-2441 (170 amino acids)
Biological process (GO): defense response to other organism
Molecular function (GO): ADP binding
Source: RefSeq, a predicted model, not a curated record
CUAAAUUUUGUUAAUGGGGUCUCGUUAAUUGUUUAAAGGUAUAGAUUUGCUAGCUUUUCAUGAUUUUCAUUCCAAAAUUUUACAGAAAACCUUUUCCUUUUCGCCUUUAUCUGAUGUAAAUGAGUAGAUACCCGCGGACAUAGAUGCCACACAUUGAUGAUAUCUGAUACAAAAAUACAUCGGUUGGACCUAAUCUUACUAGGACCUUUUUUGGACUUUUUGAACCUAGUUCAUCACUUUCCAUACUUACAAUAGUUGCCAGCUUAAGUAAAAUAGUCUAGUCUUCCCUUCCAUAAAUAAUACUUUUUUUUGUUUUUUUUAGUUGACACCUUUCUAUUAUGUUUUAACGCAUGUUUUUAACGAUUAAUAUCUUAAUCAUCAACAUUGUAAAAUUGUAAAAGUGGAUUUAAUAAAAUAUACAUUGAAACGAUUCAAAUAAGAUCCCACGUGAAUAUGUUUUAACGUAUCUAUAAACCACAAAAGCGAGUCAAAGUGUGUUGUGUGAAUAGUGUAAAAGUCAAACGGUAUGAAGGAAGUAUAUAGUAAUACAUAACUAUUUUAAGUCGUCCCAUAAUCACGCCCGUUUAUUCUUAAUAAUAUUAUGUGUAUAUGUGUGGGUUGGUCUCAAUUAGAGUUAAAGUUGAAAUUUUCUCUUAGUAGACCAUGUAGUGGCAGAUUCAUCACAUGCCUAUGGUGAAUAUUUUUUUAUUUGUUAAAGUCUAUGGGGGUGCCCUACCUUUGAUGUCAUGAAUUAAUUAAUAUUAAAGAUAAAACUAAGUAACAUGGGUUAGGUAAUGAAGCUUAUUACUACCUCCGUUUCUUUUUAGUUGACACAUAUUUCUUUUUAGGAAGUUUUUUUUUAGUUGACACGUUUUCUUUUGGGGUAAAUUUCUUACCUUUUAUUUACAAGCUACCCCACUUGCUUUUUCAUGCCCUCUCACUUUCUCUCAUCUCCAUAAUAUAUGUGCCUAAAUCAAACGCGUCAAUUAAAUAGAAAUGGAGGAAGUAUAUACUACGUAUUAUUUUUUGACUGUUUAGGGUUGACCCUUCACUCCUUCAGGUCACCAUUCCUAUCAUUCUAAUUAGCCACCAAAGUCACAGAUAUCCACAGUUUUAAGUAUUUCAUCUUCCCUAAAAUCACAGCUUUUUUCCUCUGAAUCCACCUGUUCAUCUUUAGAACUUGGUGCGCAAAUGGCUGAUGUUGGAGCUAUACUCACUGUUACUCAGACUUUAUUUGCAGCACUGGAAUGUUCAAUCCUCAAGGAGAUUUUCUCCAUUUGGGGUUAUAAAUCUGAAUUGGAAGAGCUCAAAAAAACGGUUUCCACCAUCACAAAAGUGCUCCUUGAUGCGGAUGCCAAGCAAGUGUUUACCAACGAAGAGCAAUACUGGAUUGAGAAGCUGAAUGAGGUUGUUUAUGAUGCUGAUGAUUUAUUUGAUGAGAUCCUUACAUUUGCUGAGCAAAAGUAGCAAAAUGAUGUAAGUAAAUUCCUUGAAGAGUUGCGUAGCUUCUUUUCUUCUAAUAACCAAUUUAGUGUGGCUUACGCAAUGUCUCGACGGGUUAAGAAAAUCAAGAAAAAAUUGGGUGCUUUUGCUGAUAAUCAUAGAAAAUUUGGCUUAGCUGUCAACUCCCACCAACCAGUUGUGAGAAGAGUGGAAAGUUGUUCUUAUGUUUGUGUGAAUGAUGUUAUUGGGAGGGAGGAUGACCUGAAGGCUUUGAUGCCCAUGUUGGAUUCUGAUUUUAAGGAUGAUGUUGGUUUUGUCACUAUAGUGGGAGUUGGAGGAUUGGGGAAAACCACUCUUGCCCAGUUAGUGUAUCAUGGCGAAAGGGUUAAACAUGAGUUUCCCUUGAGGCAAUGGGUUUGUGUUUCCGAUCAAAUGGCGAACAAUUUGAUGUGUAAUCAAUUCUUGCUAAGAUAUCAGAAUCAGCUAUGUACCAGAAGCAGGAUGGCUUUGGAAUGGAUCCAUUGCAAAGUGAACUACAAGAGCAGCUAGGGGGUAAGAAAUACUUGCUUGUUCUUGAUGAUGUGUGGAGUGAAGAUCGCUUCAAGUGGCUUGAUGUGAGAAAGUUCUUAAUGCUAGGUGGAAGGGGAAGUAGUGUUGUUGUGACUACACGCUCAAAAAUGACAGCAAAUAUUAUAGGAAGUGAGCACAGUACUUAUGAGUUGAAAGGCUUGUCCAAAGAGGAUUCUUGGCGAUUGUUUGAGAUGACAGCAUUUGGCAUGGAGCACAACCUAAUUUGCCCUUCUGAAUUAGUCGAGAUUGGGGAGAAGAUUAUUGAAAAGUGUCACAAUGCUCCUCUGGCUAUAAAGGUGGUCGGAAGUCUUCUAUUUGGUCAAGACACCAGCAAGUGGCGCUCAUUUCAAAAGUGUGGUCUAGCCAAGAUUAGAAAAGGUAUUGUGCAUUGUUUCCCAAGAACUUUGUCAUAUGCAAAAGAAAGUUGAUAAGCCUUUGGAUGGCACAACAGUACAUUGUGCCCUUUGAUGAGGGACAAAGCGUAGAAGAUGCUGGCGAGGAAUACUUUUCUAUUUUGUUGAGAAGAUGUUUCUUCCAUGAUGUAAUAAAGAACGAAUAUGGUGACGUCAAAUCAUUUAAAAUCCAUGACUUGAUGCAUGAUGUUGCUCAAGAUGUAGCAGGAAAGGAAAUAUGUUUAGCGAACUCCAUCACAAGCAACUUGGCAGAUACAACACGGCAUAUAUUUCAUGCUGGAAACACAUGUACUAAGAGUUUCUCUAAACUUAAAAUCCGAUCAUAUCUUAGGGAUGGCUAUAACCAAUUACAGGUGAGUACAUUAUUAGCAAGUUGGAGGUGUCUGAGGAUAUUGGAUUUGCAUGACUUGGGUAUCAAAUAUUUGCCGGAUUCAAUAGGUAAACUGGUGCAUUUAAGAUAUCUUGAUCUGUCUGGCAAUAGAAAUCUCAAGGCACUUCCUGAUUCAGUUACGAAGUUAUCAAACUUUAGAUUUAAGUAAUUGCUUUUGGUUCUGCAGUUGGCCAAAAAACUUCAACAAACUAGUUAAUCUUAGAUACUUGCUUAUAUUUGGCUGCAGUUUAUUGCUGCAUAUGCCUCCAUGCUUGAAUAAGUUGACUUGUCUUCAUGCACUUUCUAAUUUUGUAGUGGGGAAUGAAGAUAUAUAUGGAAAGCAAUGUGUUGGCCAGCUGGAAGAUCUUAAGGCUCUCAAGAAUUUAAAAGGUAACAUUGAUAUCUCCAUUUAUGCAAGUGGCUCAGAUGUCAAGGAGAAUGAUAGUGAAGUGGGAUAUUUGAAAAGCAUGGAACAUUUCAAAGGGGUAUCAAUAACUUUUGAGGGAUGUCAUUUACCAGAAGAAGAUUAUGGACCUGUUGCUAAUUGUCAUGAAUCUGUGCUGAAAAACCUGCAGCCACAUCCUAAUCUCAAGAGCCUAAAAUUGUCAGGGUUUCAGGGUAUGAACAUUCCAUUUUGGGGAAGACAGUGGACAACAUUUUUUCCAAAUAUAGUCAAGAUCAAUUUAGAAUUUAUCCAUAAUUUGCAGAUUCUCCCAUCACUGAGCAAUUUGCAUCUUUUAAAAUCUCUGUAACUUAUUGGCCUGCGUAAUUUGGAGUUCAUAGAGGAUAUGAGCAGCACUAAUGGUAAUGCAGCAGAAUUGAACUUCUGUUCCCUCAAAUUUCUAGAAAUCAGGGAUCUACCAAAGUUGAAAGGAUGGUGGAGAGAGGAGGAGUUAAUUGCUGACCAUGUCAUUGAUAGCAGCAAGAGCUUGAAACCAUCAUUUCCACUUCUUUCUGUAUUGGUCAUUGAUAAUUGCCGUAACUUGACAUCAUUUCCUCCCUGUACAAUCUUGGAACAACUUUCUUUGAUAAGUUUGAAUAAGUUUCCGCGUAUAAGAAUGGGUCAGGAAGAUGUAGGGUUUGUUUCUUCCUUGUCAAAUUCUACAAUGUCAGAUACUGGAACUUCACUCUCGAAAUUGAGGCAUGUAGCUUUUGAUGACAUUCUUUAUUUUAAUACAAUUCCUGUGGAAUGUCUUACUAGCAUGUGCAUUAGACAUGCUUUGGAGCUGGAGUGUUUAUCAGAGGUAGGAGAGCUAUUAAAGAGAUGUUCUUCUCUGCGAAAACUUGCGAUUUCUUGUUGCUUCAAACUUAGAAGUCUUUCAGGCGGUUUGGAGUAUCUCACUGGUUUGGAGUCACUAUCAAUUCAUGUCACCCCAAUGGUCUUCUCCUCUACAGAGGAAUGAGAGGAUAAUGAUGGUUUGCCUUGGAGACCCCUUGCUCAGACUCUCCAUUUACUGGAAUUAAUUGAGACAGUUCGAGUGGAAAUUUUACCCAAGGGAUUGCAGUACUUGACCAGCCUCCGACAUCUGAAAAUUGAUGGUUGUAUGACUUUGAAUGCCAUACCAGAAUGGAUAAGCUGUCUAUCAUCUCUUCAAUCCCUGAGCCUCAGUGGUUGUUAUAAUCUCAAAUCACUUCCCAGUGUAAUGCAAAAGCUCACCUCUCUUCAGAGACUUGAAAUAAAGCGUUGUUCAAAGCAUCUAUCCAGUAGAUGUCGAAAUCCAAAUGGGGAGGAUUUGCCCAACAUCCAGCACAUUUCCUCCAUAUCCAUCAGUGAAUAGUUUUACAGAAAGUACUGUCAGUUGAAUUUGUCAACUCAGUCUCUGCUUUGAUAAUACCUAUCACAUACUGUACUUUGUUUGUCACAAAAAUAAUAUCUAUCUCCUUGAGAAAUUAGCCUCAGAUUUUUGCAAACUUUGGAUCUUCCUAUUGUUUCAACACAUAGUAGUUAGUAGAUACAUUUUUAUUUUAGCAAUGAAGAAAGAUUGAUGAAAUUUUGCACCACUACAGAAUUCAGUUUCAUUGGUUUCAAUAAGGCAAGUUUUCACAUAAGCUUUGAUCAUAUG